AUGAGAGAAGUCAUUAGCAUCAACGUCGGCCAGGCCGGUUGCCAGAUUGCAAACUCCUGCUGGGAGCUCUACUGCCUUGAGCAUGGUAUUCAGCCUGAUGGAUAUCUGACCGAAGAGCGCAAAGCUGCCGACCCUGAUCAGGGGUUCAGCACCUUCUUCUCUGAGACCGGCCAAGGCAAAUAUGUCCCCCGAACCAUCUAUGCCGAUCUCGAGCCCAACGUUGUUGAUGAAGUCCGCACCGGUCAAUAUCGGAGUCUGUUCCACCCGGAGAUGAUGAUCACUGGCAAGGAGGAUGCCUCAAACAACUAUGCCCGCGGUCACUACACUGUCGGAAAGGAGUUGAUCGACCAGGUCUUGGACAAGGUUCGCCGUCUUGCCGAUAACUGCUCUGGCCUCCAGGGCUUCCUCGUCUUCCACUCCUUCGGUGGCGGAACUGGCUCUGGUUUCGGUGCCCUCCUUAUGGAGCGUCUGUCCGUUGAUUUCAGUAAGAAGGUGAAGCUCGAGUUCUGCGUUUAUCCCGCACCACAGACCGCUACCUCCGUCGUGGAGCCCUACAACUCGAUCCUUACCACCCACACCACUCUUGAACACUCCGACUGCUCGUUCAUGGUCGACAAUGAGGCCAUUUAUGAUAUUUGCCGGAAGAACCUCGGUCUGGAGCGACCUAACUAUGAGAACUUGAACCGUCUGAUUGCUCAAGUUGUCUCCUCCAUCACUGCCUCGCUCCGUUUCGAUGGUUCCCUCAACGUCGAUUUGAACGAGUUCCAAACCAACUUGGUCCCAUAUCCUCGCAUCCACUUCCCUCUCGUGGCCUACUCCCCUGUCGUUUCCGCGGCCAAGGCAUCCCAUGAGUCCAACACCGUCCAAGAAAUCUCCAUGUCCUGCUUUGAGCCAAACAACCAGAUGGUGAAGUGCGAUCCCCGUAACGGAAAGUAUAUGGCAACUUGCUUGCUGUAUCGUGGAGAUGUUGUUCCCAAGGACGUCAACUCUGCCGUUGCCACCCUGAAGACCAAGAGCACUAUUCAAUUCGUUGACUGGUGCCCAACUGGCUUCAAGAUUGGUAUCUGCUACCAGCCACCUCAAAUGGUUCCCAACGGCGACUUGGCCAAGGUUAACCGUGCUGUCUGCAUGUUGUCCAACACAACUGCUAUUGCCGAAGCUUGGUCCGCCCUUUCACACAAGUUCGACCUCAUGUACUCCAAGCGUGCCUUCGUCCACUGGUAUGUCGGUGAGGGUAUGGAGGAAGGCGAGUUCUCCGAGGCUCGUGAGGAUCUUGCCGCUUUGGAGCGUGAUUAUGAGGAAGUCGCAACUGAUUCGAUGGAAGGUGAUGAGGGUGCGGAGGCUGAGUACUAG
Molecule: messenger RNA, 1353 nt
Organism: Venustampulla echinocandica
Lineage: Eukaryota; Fungi; Ascomycota; Leotiomycetes; Helotiales; Pleuroascaceae
Product: Tubulin alpha chain
Exons: 7
Coding region: 1-1353 (450 amino acids)
Biological process (GO): nuclear division; mitotic cell cycle; nuclear migration by microtubule mediated pushing forces
Cellular component (GO): cytoplasm; microtubule; spindle
Molecular function (GO): GTP binding; structural constituent of cytoskeleton
Source: RefSeq, a predicted model, not a curated record